GAGAGGCAGAACUUUGCCAGAAAUCUUUCUUCUCCAGCAGGCGACGUUGUUUAGUUUAUUUAUUUAUGAGGUGUAUUUGAUCGAAUAGAAGUUUUGUCAUGCUUAGAUUGUUACGAGUGUACUGAUAAGUAGGAUACGUGAUAUCCCGGCAAUUUGGAAAAAAAAACCCUUUUAUAUCGGAGUAGUCUCGAGAUGGCUAUACAUAUUCAUGCCAUAAGGCUAGUAACGUAGCAGAUAUGUAAUACAGGUGGUUGAUGUUAACAACUCAAAUAAUGAGAUGUAUCCACCAAUCCAAAGAGAGGAAUAGGGAGAGCUCCGUGCAGUUUUGUGUUAGGGCGGAGAGACAAGUAUUGCCGCGUUCAAGUGCUAGUCAAACUGACAUUUCAGAUUUGCUAACUAGUUGUAGUCAUACAAGUGCCACAUGUGAACCAGUUAGCGAGGAAAUUUGAGUUUAGUUCCGACUAGCACACGAAGGCGGCAAAAUAUCCAUAAUCUUUGGUAUGGUAGUGUACACUUUUCUAAAUCCGUCAUUACGCACAACCACGUAAUACGUUCGCCCAAUCAGCUGAAGAGCUUGAACCCCAAGAAAAAGGCAGCUAAUAUGGCAGGCAGGUUUGUGAGCAACCAGGUGGAACUUGCUUUGUUAUUACGGUUAAACGUCGGAAUAUGAUUGUUUUAUAACGCGGAAACGGCAAGAGGCAACUGCUCGAGAUGAUUUACUUGAUAGUAAUUUCCGCAUUAUCUGGCGUACUCAUUACGUUGGUAUUACAGUUCUUACUGCUUUACUGGAGAAGCCCCGAGCCAAAAACCGGGACAGUGCAAUAUGUCAAAGCAGUGCCUGAUCCCGCCUUGAAGGAUUACUUCAAUAACCAACAUGCCGAAUCAGGUCAACAACAAGAUAUCGCAGCAUCUGCUGCAUCCAAACAGCAAGAGGCCAUCUCUCCCAGGCAACAGGAAGCAGCUGUCACAAGCAGUAGCCCUAAACAACAACCGCCACCGCAUUGUCAAAGCGAGCCACUCCACACCUCCAAACCGGAGACGUGCAAUUUUCUAAACGCUAUCUUUUUGUUCCUAUUCAGAGAACUCCGCGACACUCCUGUCGUUAGGCACUGGCUGACCAAAAAGAUCAAGGUGGAGUUCGAGGAGCUAUUACAAACCAAGACAGCUGGUCGGCUGUUGGAGGGACUCAGUCUCAGGGAUAUCUCCCUGGGUAAUUCUUUGCCCGUUUUUAAAACGGCCAAACUUAUUAAUCCAGUGCGUUUAAAUGAAGACUGCAUGCCCGAGGAACUCAAUUUCGAAGUGGACCUUGAAUAUAAUGGGGGAUUCCAUCUAGCAAUUGAUGUAGACCUUGUUUUUGGGAAGUCAGCCUACCUGUUCGUAAAGAUGACGCGUGUGGUUGGAAGACUGAAGCUGCAGUUCACUCGCGUGCCUUUUACGCACUGGUCCUUCACGUUCCUCGAGGACCCAUUGAUAGACUUUGAGGUGAAGUCACAGUUCGAGGGAAGGCCCUUGCCUCAGCUUACCUCAAUCAUUGUCAACCAGUUGAAAAGAGUCAUCAAGAAGAAACACACCUUGCCAAAUUACAAAAUCAGAUACAAACCCUUCUUCCCGUUCCAAGUGCAACCUUCCAUUGGAUCCUCCGCCUGUGACUUGGACCUCUCUGUUCAGGACUCAGGAUUGGCUGAGGGUCGGCUUAGGGUCACCCUCGUUGAAUGUAGCAGGCUGUUUAUCCUGGGCUCGUAUGACAGAGAGACCUACGUGCACUGCACCUUUGAGCUGAGCAGCCAUGAGUGGAAAGAGAAGACGCGCAGCUCCAUCAAAACGGCAGAGGUGAUCAAAGGGCCCUUUGGGAGUGUGGGUAUGACAUUCAGGCACAUCCCCGACUGUGAGGGUGAUGCGGUCCAUGUCAGCAUCGAGACAGUCACUCCCAACUCUCCUGCUGCCCUGGCAGACCUACAGAGGGGCGAUCGACUCAUCGCCAUCGGCGGUGUCAAAGUGACAUCCUCUGUCCAAGUGCCCAAACUGCUGAAGCAGGCAGGGGACAGGGUGCUGGUCCUGUAUGAGAGGCCUGUGCGUUACCAGAGCACCACCAUUGGCCUGGGAGCCCUCCAGGAGGGGCUGGGCCAGCUGGAGGAGCCCGGGUUCAUCCUCCCGCCGGGGGGCUAUGAGGAGGACCCGGCACCCAUCGCCGCCCUCGCCGACAUAUCCGACAGCAGAGACAUGGACUCUGAGUUUGAAGAGUCGAUUGCAGACCCCAAGUCUAACCUGCUUAGUAGCAGCGCCGAGGCCAAGGAGGAUUUCCUGUCAGUAAACCAAAGUCCCAAAAGGACUGUGGCCAAUCUGGCCUCCAAACCCCUUGGCAGCAUAUCGCCCAUCCUCAACCGCAAACUGAACUUGGCAGGGCUUCAGUCACCGGUCAGACCUCCACCCACACCAAAGCACUCACCACACAAGAGUGGCGAGCCAGGAGAGGGGCCACAGCGCCCCACUGUCCCCCCUCCACCCCCACCCACUCGCCCGCUGGUGCCCCCUAGACCCCACAUUAAAUUAACGUCAGCCUCUUCUGAAACACAAAGUCUGUUGGAGGGGAGCGAAGCUUCCACCGCAGCUGAGAGAACUCCAGAAAAGACUCCUACACACUCCACUGGAAGCAAUGGUGACAAAGGCAGUGCUGUGACGACACCUGUGAAACAGCCCGAACCAAAGCCGGCGGUCAAACCACCCGAACCCUGCGAAGAGCCACCAGGGGCCCCCUCCGCUCCCAGCAAGCAGGAACUGGCCAAAGACAAGGUGUCUGAGAGCUCCAUCAUCACCCGAGACAUCAUGGAGGACCACUCAAUGUGGGAGUCCUCAGAGAUCAUGUUCCGCAACCGGACGGCCCAUUGGGGCAAUGGUUCCGUGGUGUUAGCGGUGGAGAGCAACCAUAAGUACCUUAACACGGCCCUGUGGUGCAAAGACCCCUUCAAGCUGGGCAGCCUGCUGUGUCUGGGCCACGUCAGCUUGACACUGGAGCAUGUGGCCCUGGAGUGUCUGUCCUCGUCUGAGUACCAGAGCACUUUCAGACUGGAAGCCCCAGAGCCCAGGGCCAGUGUCAGCCGCACCGCCCUGCGCAGCCUUAGCACCCACAAGGGCUUCAACGAGAAGCUCUGCUACGGAGACGUCACACUCAACUUCAGCUACCUGGCUGAUGGAGAGUCAGAGACGUGUGCUGGGCUGAUGGAGGGUGAAAAGAAGGCCAGCAUGCCGGAUGAGGAGCUAAGGGAGAGGGAACAGCUUUCCUUUGUUCCCCGUGACGACCUGGCUGACAGUGCCAUACAGCUGGUGGAGGUGCGCCACAACUUUCAGGACACCCAGUUCCAGAACCCCACCUGGUGCGAGUACUGCAAGAAGAAGGUGUGGACCAAGGCCGCCUCCCAGUGUAUGAGCUGUUCCUAUGUCUGCCACAAGAAGUGCCAAGAGAAGUGCCUGGCCGAGCACCCUUUCUGCGUGGCCGCCACCGACCGACGCAGUGCCGACCCGGAGGCCAAAUCCACCAUCAACCGCGCCACUGCGGGCCUCAGCCGCCACAUCAUCAACACCGGCUCCCGUCUGCUCAAUCUGCGCCAGGUGCCAAAGAGCCGGCUGGCAGAGCAAGCGGCUGAUGUGCCAGAUGUGGUGCACAUCCCCGACAUCUCUGACAACGAGAGCAGCGAUACAGAAACCUACGCUGGGGCCAGCCCCUCCAAGCAUGCAGCCGGCGGCAGCACCAAGCUUGUACGGCGGGAGGGAGGACUUGACGACAGUGUAUUUAUCGCAGUGAAGGAGAUCGGCCGCGACCUUUACCGGGGCCUGCCCACUGACGAGCGCUCUCAGAAGCUGGAGCUGAUGCUAGACAAGCUGCAGCAAGAGAUCGACCAGGAACUGGAGAACAACAAUGCCCUGAUGCUGGAGGAGAGGGAGACGGGGGACGCCCGGAGGAAGGCCCUGAUCACGGCCGCCCUGGCCAAGUCUGGGGAGAGGCUCCAGGCUCUCACCCUGCUCGUGAUUCACUACCGGGCAGGCAUCGAGGACCUGGAGUCUGUGGAUAGCACCGGCACCUCCCCCUCGGAGCCACAUGGUUUCAAGGAUAAGGGGGUGGCAUUGGAGGAGGCCUUACUGGGGACAGAGGUUUAUGACAGUGAUAUAUGCAGCCCAGUGGAGGCCCAGCUGCUGGAUGACAUCACAGAGGAGCAGAUCUGUGUGGAGGCGCUCCACUAGAGAGGACAAGGACGAGGGAUGGGCUUCAGAACAUUUUUCUGUGGGGAUGGUGGGGUGAAGGUUACCUUCUGAAGAUCAGCUGAGGCGGCCUGGUGAGGGUGAAAUUGUUGAUUUGUAAAACAAUUGGUCACGCAAUUCAUACUUGGUUUGGGGAGACCACUCUUGUUGUCCCAAAGAACAGCAGUUUAGUUUUCCUAAAAUGAUACUUUUAAAGGGAAGCUGGAAAGCUAGAUGGUGAAAUUUGCAUUGAGGAUCAGUGUUUCAUGGCAAUCUGUAAGUGCUUGGGAUCACAAACAUUUUAAAACAUACAUAUAUAACAUUGCCUUCUAUAAUUUAGCUUUUGUUGACAUUAAGGUGCCCUGUAACUUUUUUUUCUAUCACUUGAAAAUGUGAGUUUAAAUGUUUGUCACAGUUCAGUAUUUUAUCACUGAAAGUUACAGCAACCACUUUUCCGUUUUGCAGAAGAUUGCAAUCAAAAUGUGGUUGCCAUUGCAGGAGCUAUGCAAAUAGCAAAUGGCUCUGUUUUAUCCAAAUUGCAUUUGGGGAAUGAAUAUUAGUUUGAUUUGUUUUACUGUGAGUAACACAAGCAUAUUUUGUUAGACUGGACACCGUGUUGUGCGUCUACAGGAAGACAACAGUGUGGAAAUGCAGAACAAAAAUGAAAUCCUCCACCAUAUGGAAAUGUAUGUUUCAGAUGAUGUACUUUUCAUAUCUUCACUUUGUGAGCACUUUUGAUUUGAAUGCAUAAUCUAUUUUUAGAAAUCACCUAUGACUUUCCUCUUCUUUUGGACUUUUUUGAUUUUUUGCAAACUACAAGCUCGUGACGAUUGAAUGAAAUGGGCAAUAAUGUUGUGGGGGAAGAUGGUCUCUCCCCUGUCAUCCUUGGUUCAGUUUAUUUAUAGGCCAAACAUGUAUGACCCAUUUUGUUUAACCAGCAUAUUAACUGUACAUGUUAGUUCUCUCUCUGUUACAAUGUUUUCUUAGCUUUUUGGUUGGAGGGAUAGUUAUAAUAAUAUUUUUCUCAAAUGUAUCAUUUUAAAAUGUUGUAAGUUAUUUGAUUAAGCACCUGCUUUUGUGUUCUUGCCCCCCUUCCAAAUCUUUUUUUUUUUUUUUGUAUGGAUAUAAUAUCCCUGAACUAAAACAUAACUAUGGUGGUGGUGGUUUUAUCCAAUCAUGUUACUUCAGACGGAAUGUUUGCUUUUGAAAUUAUUCUUGAUAAAUGCAAAGUAUUUAUGUAGUCGUGGCAGAAAGUUUUUAUUUAUAUGGUUCAUCUCAGUAUGAAUAUUGUUACAGGAGCACAUGGAUCUCUGUUUUAUUCUAUGUACAGUGCCAGUCAAAAGAUUGAACACACCUACUCAUUCCAGGAUUUUGCUUUAUGUUUACAAUUGUCUACAUUGUAGAAUAAUAGUGAAGACAUGAAAAUGACAAAUUUACACAUAUGGAAUC
This is a messenger RNA of Oncorhynchus mykiss (rainbow trout), 5682 nucleotides long. Its product is annotated as PDZ domain-containing protein 8-like. Gene Ontology annotation, molecular function: protein binding; lipid binding. Gene Ontology annotation, biological process: mitochondrial calcium ion homeostasis. The record is from RefSeq and is a predicted model, not a curated record. Gene Ontology annotation, cellular component: mitochondria-associated endoplasmic reticulum membrane contact site. NCBI's taxonomy places the organism in Eukaryota, Metazoa, Chordata, Actinopteri, Salmoniformes, Salmonidae.